AUGAGUUCGAAAAUUGUGAAAUUUCCUGAACUGUCUGAUGAAGAGAUCGAGCAAGACCUGCUCCCUAAUUUGUUGCAAUGGUCAUUGGCAAACGGUUUGAUUAUGUAUCCGCCAAAUUAUAGCAUUGAACAGAGUACACCUGUUACAAUGACGCUUUUUCCUACACCAUUUCCCCGGGGUUGUUUUUUAGAUGCCGUUGAUGUGCAGUUGGCGUAUAAUACACUUUACGCAGUCAUCUCUCAAGAUAAAGACGGUUGGUUAUCACGUGAAAGUGAAAUAUUAUCCCAUACUGAUCCUGAUUUCACUGGACAACUUUGGAACUUGUUCUGCAGGGCCAAGGCGUAUGGUAUUCCUCAGAAAAUAGGCCUUGGUAUUUUUAGAUCUGACUAUUUUGUUGACAAAAACAGUGUCCAACUUAAGCAGGUUGAGUUCAAUACUGUUAGCGUGUCAUUUGGUGGCCUAUCUGGUAAAAUUUGCGAACUACACAGAUAUCUAAACGGUUCAGGAAGAUACAGUAACGAUGGGGGCGAGUUCUACGACUUGGAACAGCCAUUAUCAACUUCGGCUGAGUCAUUGGCGGAAGGAAUUGCAAUUGCAGUGGAUAAGUAUAAUGAGAUAUCAAGAACGCAUCAAACAAUAGUUGCAUUUAUUGUUCAAAAUGACGAACGAAACGUGUUCGACCAGAGAAUUUUGGAAUAUAACCUAUUCAAGCAUCAUAAUAUUAAGUCAUGUAGGUUAACGCUACAUGAAAUUCAUGAAAAGACAAAGACAGAUGCUACUUCUAGGAGGCUUUAUUUGAAUGCAACGAACCAAGAAAUAUCGGUAGUAUACUUCAGGGCAGGUUAUAGUCCGGCUGACUUUUCAUGCGAUCAAGAUUGGGAAAACAGAUUGAGUUUGGAAACAAGUUUAGCGAUCAAGGCUCCCAACUUGUUAACUCAACUUUCAGGUACUAAGAAGAUUCAGCAACUAUUGACCAGCAGUUCUGUAUUAACCCGUUUUGUCUCCGAAGAAGUUGCAUCAAAAUUGUCUCCAACUUUUGUGAAGAUGUAUCCUCUGGAUGAUACCGAGAUGGGGAAGAUAGGUCGAGCUUUGGCACUCAACGAGCCAGAAAAUUACGUUUUGAAACCUCAAAGAGAGGGUGGUGGGAAUAAUAUCUACAAGAAAGAUAUACCAACUUUCUUAACUUCAAUCUCGGAACAAGAAUGGAGCGGAUAUGUUUUAAUGGAGUUGAUUAACCCCUUGGAAACAACCGGCAAUGUCAUAAUUCGAGGCCAGGAGAUACACCGUAGCCCAAUAUUGAGUGAAUUGGGCGUUUUUGGCACUAUACUAUUUGAUGAUGAGCAAAUCUAUAGUAACAAGUACGCUGGGUGGCUCCUAAGAUCCAAGUUUUCAUAUUCAAAUGAGGGUGGUGUCGCAGCGGGUUUUGGUUGUGUUGAUAGUGUCGUGCUUUACUAA
This is a messenger RNA of Eremothecium cymbalariae DBVPG#7215, 1455 nucleotides long. RefSeq names its product glutathione synthase (gene GSH2). The coding region runs from base 1 to 1455 and encodes 484 amino acids. The record is from RefSeq and is a predicted model, not a curated record. Gene Ontology annotation, biological process: glutathione biosynthetic process. The transcript has a single exon. Gene Ontology annotation, molecular function: ATP binding; glutathione binding; glutathione synthase activity. NCBI's taxonomy places the organism in Eukaryota, Fungi, Ascomycota, Saccharomycetes, Saccharomycetales, Saccharomycetaceae. Gene Ontology annotation, cellular component: cytosol.